Striga hermonthica is the source of this 810-nucleotide messenger RNA. Lineage: Eukaryota; Viridiplantae; Streptophyta; Magnoliopsida; Lamiales; Orobanchaceae. The record is from the annotation of a GenBank genome assembly.
AUGCACAGUUUGAAUUUGAAGGGCAUCAUGAAUUUUCACUCGCUGUCGUUGCCGAAUCGACUCAGCUACAGCAUAGCUAAGGAUUAUGGUCAGCGCCCAAACCGGAUCGUUGCUUGUGGCACACAGAGUCAAGGGCCGGGCCCGAUUGAGGAAACCCGUCGAACAUCGUUUCUCUCUCGAACCGGAACAUAUGCGCUACUGAAGCAGAAAUUGGAAGUAGCUGCGAAAUCCCAGGAUUACAAAGAAGCUGCGAGACUUCGUGAUUACUUGAAGUUAUUUGAAGAAAAGGAGCCAGUUCUUCGACUUCAGAGAUUAUUAAGAGAGGCCAUUGUAGAGGAAAGAUUUGAGGAUGCAGCUAAGUACCGUGAUGAGCUGAAGGAAAUUGAUCCUCAUUGCCUGUUAAAGUGCUCAAGUGAUGCAACGAGCUUGGACAUUAGGGUCCAAGUCAGGAGUGUUUAUGUUGAAGGUCGAAGUCAGCCUUCAAAGAGUCUUUAUUUUUUCGCAUACAGAAUUAGAAUCACCAACAACUCAGACCGCCCCGUGCAACUUCUUAGAAGACAUUGGAUUAUCACUGAUGCCAAUGGGAAAACUGAAAAUGUCCGUGGUAUUGGAGUUAUAGGCGAACAACCGGUUUUGCUUCCCAACACUAGCUUUGAGUAUUCAUCUGCGUGUCCAUUGAGCACACCUAGUGGAAGAAUGGAAGGUGAAUUUGAGAUGAAGUAUGUCGAUGAAAUAUGUAAUCAGACAUUCAACGUGGCUAUUGACCCAUUUUCUCUGUCCAUAUUCGGAGAUGGCACUGAUACUGUUUGA